AUGUCCCUUUAUCGAUUGGUGUAUGGCAAGGCUUGUCAUUUGCUGGUAGAGCUGGAACACAAAGCUUUUUGGGCUAUAAAGAAGCUGAACUUUGAUCUCCAAGCUGCUAGAGAGGCCCGAAUGCUUCAACUAAAUGAGCUUGAAGAGAUGAGGUUUUUCUCCUAUGAAAAUGCCAAGUUGUACAAGGAGAAAACCAAAAGAUGGCAUGACAAGAGGAUUCAACAUAGAGUGUUUGAAGAAUUGCAGCAAGUUAUGUUGUUCAAUUCAAGGUUGAAGUUGUUUCCUAUGACGUUAAAGUCUCAAUGGUCCAGACCAUUCACUAUCAACAAAGUGUAUCAUUUCGGAGCUAUUGAUGUCAAAGAAGAACAGUUUGGGAGGGUAUUUAAAGUGAAUGGACAACGACUAAAGCACUAUAUUGGAGGUGAAGUCGAUCGGGCAAAGACCUCAAUCACUUUGGAAGAUGCAUGA
This is a messenger RNA of Cannabis sativa, 468 nucleotides long. RefSeq lists its product as uncharacterized. The transcript has a single exon. The record is from RefSeq and is a predicted model, not a curated record. The coding region runs from base 1 to 468 and encodes 155 amino acids. NCBI's taxonomy places the organism in Eukaryota, Viridiplantae, Streptophyta, Magnoliopsida, Rosales, Cannabaceae.